Guillardia theta CCMP2712 is the source of this 1596-nucleotide messenger RNA. RefSeq lists its product as hypothetical. Lineage: Eukaryota; Cryptophyceae; Pyrenomonadales; Geminigeraceae. Bases 1 to 1596 code for a protein of 531 amino acids. The record is from RefSeq and is a predicted model, not a curated record. The transcript has 5 exons. Gene Ontology annotation, molecular function: calcium ion binding.
AUGAACAAGGAGGCGCGGCUAAAGAAGCUUGACGAAGAGUUCGAGGAGUACAAGAAAGAUGUGCGAGCAGCCAUGUCUCGGCCAUACCCCCAACAGGAAGGGCUGCACGGGAUGGGGUGCCUGGUGCAGAUGGGAUUCCGGAAGAGCAGGCAUGUGGGAGACUGGAGGACGAACUCUUCCUACCAGAACAAGCAAGAGACGUUCCAUCAGCCUCUCAACGAUGUCACGACCACGUUGGAGCGGGGGAUGGUGAUUCGGGGGAGUGGAGGAAACAUAGCCCCUGCUGCAGGCACAGACGGAGACUCUACAGGAACAUACCAUCCUCCCUCUGAAGGGAGAGCAGACCCGGAGGAGAACCUCUCGAUCAUAAGGUCUCUUGGUAACACUCUGUCGCUGCCCAAAGAUGUACAACGACGACGAGAAACGGAGCAAGCGCUCCAGGAGAACGAGAAGUUCAGCCAGACGACAGAGUGGGCCUUGCGACUCGCGUACAAGCUCUUUCAUGUCUACACGGAUACAUACCCCAUCUACAAGGUCAGCAGGGGUUCAAGGAACGUCCAAGACUCGCCCGGCAUGCUCGGCGAGAGACGCUUCCUCGAGAUCGGGAUACUGAGAGCAGAGGGGCUGCCGCAGAUGGAUGCUGUUGGAAUCUCUGACAGGGACGGUUGUGACCCUUACGUGGUCUUGAGGUAUGACGGAACAGAGAGGUUCAGAAGCAAGACUGUAUACGAAACAUACCGUCCUGAAUGGAAUGAAACAUUCUCGAUGUCCUUUGACCAGGCCGGAGCGUCGCUCCCACUCAUAGUGCAGGUGUGGGACGCCAACGACGACCGGGAUGACUUGAUCGGCCAAGUGUACGUGAACUUCUCAAGGGACCUGGUCAAAGGAGAGCGUUCAGAGAGAUGGUUCUCGCUCACUCCUGAUGACUCCAGAGCUUUCCAUGCUGUGCAACGGAAGGCGGACUCCUCGCAUGCUGGUCAAGUCCUGCUGAGCCUGAGGCUUCAAGACGGGCAGCACAUGGAGGAUGAAGGAAGUGAGAUGGAGCAGACGGUGACAAGAGAAGAGGACGAGACAGUCAUCCGAAGACCUUGGGGGCCAGAGGUUGUUGUGGACAACUCUGACCUGAGCUUCAAGGCUCAGACGUCUCAGACCAUCUUGCAGAAGAUGAGAUCAAGGUCAGCAGCUGUGCUAGUGGUGUUUUACGAGCUCACGAGUCUCUGCAGCUUGGAGGUUGUGAGGAAUGGGAUCAACCCUUCAGUGAAGAAGGAUCUUCACGCCAUGAUCGAAGGCCUGAUCAAGUCUGUCAGUGCUCAGAUUCUCAACCAGCUCUAUGCCGCGGACUCGCUCCUGAGUGACGUGAAACGGUUGGCGAACAAGGUGUUGUCAAUGUUACAAGGUGAUGACGAGGAUAAAGUGCUGGCUUACAAGUGCUUGAUGAUCGCCAUGGUGUUCAAAUCCAAGACCGAUCCCUCCAGUAUCGUUGAGUACAUUCAGGAUAUUCUUGCGCAGAUCUUGAAGCUCCAAGAUUUGAAGGUUGCAGUGAAUGAAGAGCUGAAUCUAACAGGCGAGGACUGUGAAGCAGUUGAAACCAACUAA